This is a messenger RNA of Cyphomyrmex costatus, 333 nucleotides long. RefSeq lists its product as uncharacterized. The record is from RefSeq and is a predicted model, not a curated record. The coding region runs from base 1 to 333 and encodes 110 amino acids. The transcript has a single exon. NCBI's taxonomy places the organism in Eukaryota, Metazoa, Arthropoda, Insecta, Hymenoptera, Formicidae.
AUGACACAGUUAUUCACCGGGCAUGGGUGCUUCGGUGAGUACCUGUGGCGCAUAGGAAAAACUCGCGACGCGCGUUGCGGCUACUGCGAGGCGAAGGACAUCCCGCAACACACGCUGGAGUUCUGUCCGGCGUGGGAGGUGCAGCUGGGUGUCCUGAUAGAUAAGAUAGGAGGGGACUUGUCGCUGUUCGGCGUGGUGAAAGCCAUGCUGGACAGCGAAGAUAAGUUGUGCGCGGUCUCCUCCUACUGCGAGCAAGUAAUGGUCGCGAAGGAGGAGGCCGAGCCAGUGAAAGAGGGGAUCCGUCCCCUCUCUCGCGGGAUGAGAGCCCUGUGA